Molecule: messenger RNA, 1012 nt
Organism: Magallana angulata
Lineage: Eukaryota; Metazoa; Mollusca; Bivalvia; Ostreida; Ostreidae
Exons: 6
Coding region: 115-930 (271 amino acids)
Source: RefSeq, a predicted model, not a curated record
UUUGACCGUUUUAUUUGUUAUUUUUUUUUAAAGCAAAAUCGAUAUACCCUUAUACUUUUUCAAGUUAAACAAAAGCAUUCUAUGAUAUUUUAGAACUUAGAUGCGGAUAGCAUUAUGAAUAUCAUGGACGAAAACAGCGAAAUAGGACGUCAUCUGAAGAAAGCUUGGGAAACACAAGAUGUGGAGCAACCGGAACAAGAAUCGUUUAUGAAAAAUGGGAUUCUUGCAAUCAUGGGUUCAGAUGACAUUGUGCGGAAAGCCAUGGCGAUGGCGGAUAAGGAAGUCUCUCACCAACGACGGCGUCGUUCUGCCAAAGAUGAUAAAGAAUGGAACACCGUAGUUCACGCAGAAAACAGCCAGGCCAAAUUCCUGGUAGCUGCCAACAAAAUGAGAAUAAAUCUUCUACGCAAGAACCUAGCGGCCAUUGACAAAGAACGGAAAUUAAACGCUCAAAAGAGAAUUCGCAUCAAUCGAAAGCCAUACACGACAGAAAGCAAAGAAAACGUGGAGAGUUCAAAACAGGUGAAAGUUAAAGGUUCCGAGAAAAAUAAUCACUCCCAAGGUCAAGGAGAUACUGAGAAAGAGGACGGCAAUGCAACCUUGUUUGUUUCACGAUCACAGAAAAGAUGGCGACCGUCAACUGUCAACAGUGAAGUAACCGAGGGCUCGCCUACACGUAACCAUGACAACACACCAACACGGGUAAAAUUAAGCAGACCUAGAAGUGCCAUUGUAACACACAAGGAAGCGACGUCAUAUAAUGACAAGCAGCAGACGACAAAACAUUAUAGAAGUUGUAGAAGCUUACACAACAGCUCAAAUAACGUGUCUGUUGUUCCUGUCAAGGGACUUAUUACUUCCCGCCCAAACAGCGCCUCUUCUCGCCCAAACAGCGUCAGGGGCGUCGGGCGCCAAGUGUUCAGUAACUAGUAUCUAUCUUAAGUGGUUGCUAUACUCAUCAGAACUAUACACAGAGUUGUUACUUUAUUGUUGUUGAUUAAUAAAAAGAAAA